CCCCAGUGAGGUUGCGGACCCGGAGCGGCGGCCGCAGGUCCAGGCGCCAUGGCUGCGGAGCGGACCCGGCCGCUGCGAGGCUCUGGCGGCCCGAGCGCGCCUAGUCGGUGUGAGCCCGGCGCGAGGUCCCGGGCCCCGGGGCGCUCGCUCAGGUAAAUUUUUCCAUAACCUUAUGGAGAGAAAGGACUUUGAGACAUGGCUUGAUAACAUUUCUGUUACAUUUCUUUCUCUGACGGACUUGCAGAAAAAUGAAACUCUGGAUCACCUGAUUAGUCUGAGUGGGGCAGUCCAGCUCAGGCAUCUCUCCAAUAACCUGGAGACUCUCCUCAAGCGGGACUUCCUCAAACUCCUUCCCCUGGAGCUCAGUUUUUAUUUGUUAAAAUGGCUCGAUCCUCAGACUUUACUCACAUGCUGCCUCGUCUCUAAACAGUGGAAUAAGGUGAUAAGUGCCUGUACAGAGGUAUGGCAGACUGCGUGUAAAAAUUUGGGCUGGCAGAUAGAUGAUUCUGUUCAGGACGCUUUGCACUGGAAGAAGGUUUAUUUGAAGGCUAUUUUGAGAAUGAAGCAAUUGGAGGACCAUGAAGCCUUUGAGACCUCAUCAUUAAUUGGACACAGUGCCAGAGUGUAUGCACUUUACUACAAAGACGGACUUCUCUGUACAGGGUCAGAUGACUUGUCUGCAAAACUGUGGGAUGUGAGCACAGGGCAGUGCGUUUAUGGCAUCCAGACCCACACUUGUGCAGCUGUGAAGUUUGAUGAGCAGAAGCUUGUGACAGGCUCCUUUGACAACACUGUGGCCUGCUGGGAAUGGAGUUCUGGAAGCAGGACCCAGCACUUCCGGGGGCACACAGGGGCGGUGUUUAGCGUCGAUUACAAUGAUGAACUGGAUAUCUUGGUGAGUGGCUCUGCAGACUUCACUGUGAAAGUAUGGGCUUUAUCUGCUGGGACGUGCCUGAACACACUCACUGGGCACACGGAAUGGGUCACCAAGGUGGUCUUGCAGAAGUGCAAAGUCAAGUCUCUCUUGCACAGCCCUGGAGACUACAUCCUCUUAAGUGCGGACAAGUAUGAGAUCAAGAUUUGGCCAAUUGGGAGAGAAAUCAACUGCAAGUGCUUGAAGACAUUGUCUGUCUCUGAGGAUAGAAGUAUCUGCCUGCAGCCCAGACUUCACUUUGAUGGCAAAUACAUCGUCUGUAGUUCGGCACUGGGUCUCUACCAGUGGGACUUUGCCAGUUAUGAUAUUCUCAGGGUCAUCAAGACUCCUGAGAUAGCAAACUUGGCCUUGCUUGGCUUCGGAGAUAUCUUCGCCCUGCUGUUUGACAACCGCUACCUGUAUAUCAUGGACUUGCGGACAGAGAGCCUCAUUAGCCGCUGGCCUCUGCCAGAGUACAGGAAAUCCAAGAGAGGCUCAAGCUUCCUGGCAGGCGAAGCAUCCUGGCUGAAUGGACUGGAUGGGCACAAUGACACGGGCUUGGUCUUUGCCACCAGCAUGCCUGACCACAGUAUUCACUUGGUGUUGUGGAAGGAGCACGGCUGACGCCACGAGCUACCACGGCCGACUGACUUUGGGUGCCGGGGCUGCGGGUUUUAGUGCAACCUCUGUGGCAGCCGACUGCAUGAACCAAAGUUCUCACCUAAUGGUAUCAUCACGCAGUGCACAAUCAUUUACCUAUGUUUGCCAGGGGGCCAGGGCUCGGGGCGGGGGAGGGCUUGUUUUAUUGACUUACAGUGCAGCAUGCUAAUGGGGUACACCAUUGACUUCAUUGUACUUAGUUCUGUUGGUCAGUAUGAGGAUGCAUUUUGGGUUCAUCUUUCUUGAAUAUUGGUUUUAAGUAAAGAAAGUUAAAUGGUUCAUUAAUCUGCUAAUUGGUUGCCUAUAAAAACACAUUGUCUACUAUUAAAGCUUUUUUACCAUUGC
Molecule: messenger RNA, 1918 nt
Organism: Equus quagga
Lineage: Eukaryota; Metazoa; Chordata; Mammalia; Perissodactyla; Equidae
Gene: FBXW2
Product: F-box and WD repeat domain containing 2
Exons: 8
Coding region: 173-1537 (454 amino acids)
Molecular function (GO): protein binding
Source: RefSeq, a predicted model, not a curated record